Panonychus citri (citrus red mite) is the source of this 2748-nucleotide messenger RNA. RefSeq names its product transmembrane protein 135-like. The coding region runs from base 951 to 2408 and encodes 485 amino acids. The transcript has a single exon. The record is from RefSeq and is a predicted model, not a curated record. Lineage: Eukaryota; Metazoa; Arthropoda; Arachnida; Trombidiformes; Tetranychidae.
AGAAAAUUUUUUUCCAACUGUUGUUGUUAUCAAGUUCUUUUAUUUACUCAAUUAUUCUUAUUUAUCUUUCCAAUAAGUUGAUUGAUGGAAAAAUGAUGAUGAAGAUGAAAUAGAAGAAGAAGAAGAAGAAGAAAAAAAAUGAAACAAAAAGAGAAAUUGGUGAGAGAGAAAGAGAGAGAGAGAAACUAUUUUAAGUUCUCUUUUAUUUAGGUUAAGGAGUUAACGUCCUGGUCUCUCUCCGUGUGUUGGAUCAAAAUGGCCUGUCCACUCUUGUCUAACGGGUUCCAGUUUCGAUGAUUAAAUAAUCAAAAUCCCGAUAAAGAAUGGAAAAUGAUUUGUGUGUGUUAAAUGAUUAGUUAGAUGAUUGGAGUUGAAUUAUUGUUGAUGAGAAAAUGGUGGCUACUCUCUUUCUCUAGCCAAUAUUUGAUUCAUUGUUUUUUUUUCUCCUUCUCUUUCAUCGUUUCCAUUUUCAUUUGAUUCUCUUUUUAUUUUUUGUUUAAUUGUGUCUUCUAUUGUAAACAUACAAUCUAAAUUGUGAUUUAGUCUCGCAAUUGUGUUCAUCGUCAUCAUUUUCUCAGUAUCGCCGAUUGUGAUCUUCUUGUAACCUUGUCUCUAUUUAUUUCUCAUCUUGCCUGUUUCAUGUUCUCGCAAUUGAGAGUUAAUUUACUCAAUUAACUUGUUUUUCUAUUGUUAAUUUUUCCUCUUUUUUUUCCAUCAAUUUAAUUGAUGUCCCUAGAUGAUUUACCUGAUCUUCUAAAGUUACUAAUUACUCAUCAAGUAUUUUCUCAUCUUAUCCUUUCAAUUCAUCAUCUAAAUUUGGAAUCUUCAAUUUGAUUGAGAUUUGACAAAUUGGUUUUGUCAACUUUUGGAUUCCCUCUCUUUUUUGUCGUUGUUUUAUUGCUUAAAGUUUAUUAUUUUUUUUGUUGUUGUUUCAUUGGAAUUGUUUGAAAAUGCCUUCGAUACUUAGUAAAUUGUUACCUUUUCCUGAUAUGGUUUUACAGUUUAAUUGUUACGAGGUUGGACAUACUUGGACACCAUUUUGUUCCCGUGCAGCUCUUGACAUUGGUGGUUCGGUUUUUUUUGAAGGACUUAAAAUGUACACUGGUGUUUACCUGUUUGGUCAAUUGUUGGCUCGUCGUUAUGAUUAUAAAUCGUUCCGGGAAACAGUUAAAUCAAUUUUACGUUCAUCAACAUUCCUUGGUUUUAAUGCUUUCGCAGUUCUCUGUCUAUUUUGCUUCAGCUACAGAUCCUUGGGUAAACUUUAUCUCUCACUAAUUGGUCAUGUUCCCUCAAUUAUUGGUAGUUACAUGGCGAUACACCUUGAGAAACCAUCUCGAAGAGGACCAUUGGCCUUUUAUGUCGCUAAUAUUGCUGCUGAAACUUUAUUCUCAAUCGCAGUUUCCAAUCGUAUUAUCAAACCAAUCAAAAAUGGUGAAGUUGUUUUAUUUGCAUUAAGCACUGGAAUUCUGGUUUAUUUUAUCAAGAAAAAUGGUAUUGGACAUGACAUGAUCUCAACAAUUCUUAAAUCAAUCAUUGGUAAAGAUGAAUUGGCUCGAAACAAACCGUUAACAAUUGAACGUAAAAGUGAUGAAAAAUGUGAGGAAAAAUUUGAUUCUACAAAAUCAACUCUUUCAUCAUCUCGAAUAAAUUCUGGUUGCAAUGAUAAACUUUCCAAAUCAAAUUCAAUUCGUUCUCUACUUGUUAAAACUGUCAAUGGAUUAUCUUCAUUUCUCUUUAAAAAUCAUCCAUCUUGUCCUCAUUCAUCUUCUUGUCUUCGCUAUUCAAUUACCACUUUUCUCCAACGAUUUCUCAUCGGUUGGACUGGAAUCUCAAUCAUACCGACAAUCUUACGAUCACCAUCAUCAUUAACCUCAAUGUCAAGUUUAACCAAAGGUCUUAAAGAUCGGAAAAAUAUCAACUUUGGCCUUUUCUUGGGUCUCUUUUCAUCAACCUUCAAAGCUUGUAGUUGUCUUUUACGAUGGUGGGACAAUUCAUCUAAACACUGGCACGGAACUGUGGCCGGUAUGAUUGCUGGAUCGUCGAUGGCCUUAUAUCCAAGUAAAACAAUUGCUCAAUACAUUUUCUGGAAAAUGAUGGAAACACUUUUCUGGGAAAAUGUUUCCACCGGUAAAAUUAAACACUCGGAAACAAUUAUAUGUUUAACUUACGCUCUUGCCUGUUCUCAAUUGUUUUAUGUCGCUGUUAUUUGUCCGUCUCAUUUACGUCCCAGUUACAUGAAAUUUUUAGAUCGAUUUACUCAUCAAUGUUUACGUCUUCUCAAUCGUAAUGUUAUCGACCUAUUUGGAACCAAUUCUUCCGCUGGGUUUAAAACUUUUCUCCCUGAUUUUGAUCUCAAAUAUACAAGUAGACAAUUCCAAGAAUCAGUUCUUGUCUGGACGAUACAAUAAUUCACCACUCAAUUAGUAAAGGAAAAGUUUAACGAUUAACUUGAACAAUUAGGAUAAAAUUGCAAACUGUGAUAUCUUAAUCAAGUUUUUUCUCUCUCUCUCCUUCCUUAACAAUCAAAUUUAUUUAGUUCAAAUUGAUUGCUAUGGUUAACUACUAUUGACAAACAAAAUUUACUUUACUCUUGAUGGAUUUUGUUUACUUCAAUUCAUUUACUUAAAAUCAUUCAAGUUGCUGAUGAUUGUACAAUUUGGCUAAUUGAAUAUAAAACUGGAUCUUGAAACUGGUUCAAUGAUUAACUACUUCAGAAAAAUUUAAUUACUUGACAUGGAAAGAGAGAGA